Messenger RNA from Nicotiana attenuata, 7180 nucleotides. RefSeq names its product TMV resistance protein N-like. The record is from RefSeq and is a predicted model, not a curated record. Gene Ontology annotation, biological process: signal transduction; defense response. NCBI's taxonomy places the organism in Eukaryota, Viridiplantae, Streptophyta, Magnoliopsida, Solanales, Solanaceae. The transcript is spliced from 11 exons. Gene Ontology annotation, molecular function: ADP binding; protein binding. The coding region runs from base 1673 to 5872 and encodes 1399 amino acids.
UGAUUAUUUUGCGUGUAAACAUCUGGGUAGAGAUUUCAGCAUCAUUUUCUUUACUUUUGCUUCCCUUUUAAUAAUUUUUUUGCCUUUUGUUUUCUCUUUUCAACUUUACUUUUUUUCUCCUAUUUCACCACUGCUCAUUCAGGCGUUCUUCUUUGAUAGUGAACAUGAAAUAGGAAGGUGAUAAGAAGUUUCCCAUAAAGACUAUAAAUAGUGAAAGAAAGUAUAAAAGUCUUACUCUUUAUUAAGCACCAGAGCGACCAAUUGUGUGAGCUAUCAAUAAAUAUAACUCUAAGGAUAAGGGAUAAUUAAUCCUAGAAUUAAAUUUGAGAUGAGUUUAUCCCACGUUUGGUUGAGAUAAAAUCGCGCGGUAUAACUGAUCCCAGAAUUAGUUAUCUCAGGAUUGUAGUGUUAUUUUUAUCCAUAUGGGAGGAUGGGAUAACAAUCUCGGAAUAACUAAUCCCGAGAUAAUUAAUCUUGGAAUAACUUGUUUCCCAACCAAACGAACAAUAUGAUCUCGUUGGUACGAGUGAUAAAGGAUAAUUAAUUCCGAUAUUAAAUUUGAAAUGAGUUUAUCCCACUUGUGGUUGGGAUAAAAUCACGGUAUAACUAAUUUCGAGAUUAUUUAUCUCGGGAUUGUAGUGUUAUUUUUAUCUCUAUGGGAGGAUAGGAUAACAAUCCCGGAUAACUAAUUCCACGUUAAUUGAUCCUAGAAUAAUUUGUUUCCCAACCAAACGACCCAUAAGUCUCUAACAUAACUCCUCCAAAAUCUUAAUUUUUUUAGAUUUUUAUGUACUCGUACUAAAUUUGACACUCCUAAAGUGGACAAUAAAUAGUUGCCUGGGACCUUCUAAGAAGUUGGUCCCCAUUAAUAAUAAUGUUGCUGAGACAGUGAUGGAACAUACUACCUCAGUCUAAUUUUCCAAUUCACUGUAAAUUAACGUGUGGAAAAAUGUAUAUGAGUACGAAUGCUAAGAAGACUUCAUACCAGGCAUUGACUUAAAAUGUGGCAAACAACUUAGAUAUCAUUAACAAUAUUAAAUUAGAGUACAUUCACCAUUGAGAAGCUUGAUGACUAAUCUAAUGGCUUAAAACAACAUGAAUUCUAACAAAAUGUAUCAGUGCCUAAAAUAUACAGUACUACUUAGAUAUUAUAUCUAUACAGCUCUCUAUUUACAAGCUAGUGUCCGCAUACUCUAAAAUAUUUUUGUAACAUGUAUUACCUCCUAACCUCCAGAUGUUCUUCAUUUUCUUAACAACGACGACUUUCUUAAUCAUUGUGAUUUAGAUAAAACUCGUAGAAUCUCAGUCUCACAUUCAAUGUUUUAACUGCAAGUAAAAGUAGUAUUAAUUCUAAUAAAGAAUUUGUUUUGAUUGCCUUCUCAUUUGUUUUUCUUCGUCUUUUCCAACUUUGGCUUUUCAUCCUUUUUGACCAAGUCAUCUUCCCCGUUUCACUCUUUAAUUUCUCACAAUAAUGAAAAAGGCAGGGUUCAAUUUUAUGACGGAUAGAAAGACCAAAUUAUGCAUUUUACAUACAUGAGAAUUGAUUUGCCUAUUAGGCUUCAAAUAUUUCUCUCUAAUUAUUAAGCACCUCAACAACCCAAUUGUUUCAGUUUUCUCAUCAUAUACCCAAAGCUGAGAAUUUCCUGUUAGUCUUAAGCAAUAUUCUUCAACAAUGUCUUACGCCUCUUCUUCACAAGUUUUCAAAUAUGAUGUAUUUUUGAGUUUUAGAGGUGAAGAUACACGUAAAAACUUUGUGAGUCAUCUGUAUAAUGCUUUGAAACAAAGAGGAAUUGAUGUUUUUAAAGAUGACGAGCGUCUGGAAACAAGAAAACCAAUUUCUGAUGAACUUUUGAAAGCCAUAGAAGACUCCAGAUUUGCGGUCGUGAUAUUUUCAAAAAGCUAUGCAUCCUCAAGAUGGUGCUUAGAGGAGCUUGCCCACAUCAUAAAGUGUCAAAAUGAAUUGGAGCAGACUGUGAUUCCAAUCUUUUAUGAUGUGAGUCCAUCUGAUGUACGCCAUCAAAGUCCACCAUUUGCCGAGUCAUUUUCCCAACAUGAGGAAAAAUACAAAGAUGAUAUGGAGAAGGUUCAAAGAUGGAGGGAUGCAUUUGCGGAGGCUGGAAAAUUAUCAGGGCAUGAUCUAAAAAAUUAUAAGGAUGAGGUUGAUUGCAUCAAUAAGGUAGUUGAUUACAUACUACCAAAGUCACUUCAAGCUAUCCCACCGUCAUCCGGAAGCUUAGUGGGUGUGGAACCUCAAAUGGAGAAAAUAAUUUCAUUAUGGGAUAUGGAAGCAAAUGAUGUUCGUUCCAUUGGAAUAUGGGGGAUGAGCGGUAUUGGCAAGACAGAAAUUGUAAGUAUCAUAUAUGAGAGAUAUCGUCAUCUGUUUGAUGCUGAUUGUUUUCUUGGUGAUGUUGGAGAAAUGUACCAGAAAAAGGGUCUUACAUGGCUACAACAAGCUCUCAUCCGUAAGCUAUUGGGGAAAAAGAUACCUAUAACUAGUGAACGCGAAGGUGCCAUACUUAUAAGGAAUCAGCUUCGCUGGAAGAAAGUUCUGGUCAUUCUUGAUGAUGUAAACCAUCUAAAUCAACUAAAAUUUUUAGUUGGAGGGACAGAGUGGUUUGGCAGGGGUAGUAGAGUUUUGAUUACCACGAGAGACAAGCACCUGAUAAUCGCUCAUGUAGGGGAGAAUAAAGUGUAUGAAGUCCUAUUAUUAUCUGAGAAUGAUGCUCUUGAACUGUUUUGCCUGCAUGCUUUCAAGAGAAAAUCUCCAGAGAGAGAUUUUGAGGAGCUUUCAAGGGAAGUGGUGAAGUAUGCUGAUGGACUCCCUUUAGCUCUUGAAAUUUUGGGUCCUUCUUUUUGUGGACGAAACAAAGAGCAAUGGAGAGAUAUAAUUGAUAGACUGAAAAAAAUCCCUAAUGAUGACAUUUUAGGAAAACUUAAGAUUGGUCUUGAUGGAUUGAAUAAAGAUGAGAUGAGAAUAUUUUUGGAUAUCGCAUGCUUGUACAAUCAUGAACAAAGAUAUUAUGUGGAACGAAUACUUAAGAGUUGUGGUAUUCAUCACUUGAUAGGAAUAAGCCGUCUCAUUGAAAAAUCUCUCUUAUCCAUCAGUAGAGAUGGCUACAGCUACAUACUUAAUAUGCAUAGUUUGAUUAGAGGAAUGGGUGAAAAUGUCCUGAAGGAAGAGCACACAAACAGCAGAAUAUGGCUUCAUGAGGAGGUUCAUGACCUUUUUGCUGGAAAGUUGAAAAAAGAAAAGGUGGAAAGCCUGAAGAUCCCAAAAGGUUACAAUUUUGAAGAUGAAAGUUUAAAUCAUAACAAGGUAUUGAAGAGGAUGCAAAGCUUACAGGUAUUAAUAGUUGAUAAUAAAACUUUUUGCUCGGAAAGCACUGUCACUUGUCUUCCUUCUAGCCUGCGGUGGAUUCAAUGGCCGUUCUAUCCUUCAAGUUCAUUGCCGCAGAGAUUUGAACCAUCACACCUCGUGGGGCUUAUAUUAUAUAAUAGUCGGCUUGUCGAACUUUGGCCAAUAUCAAAGAGAUUGAACAAGUUGAAGCAUUUGGAUCUAACCAAGAGCCUCAGGUUAACAAAAAGCCCUAAUUUUGGUGAUAUGCCAAACUUGGAGACACUAAGUUUGUGUGGGUGUAUGAAUUUGGAAGAGGUCCAUCCGUCUCUUGGACAUUGCAGAAUGCUUAAAGAAUUGAAUUUGCGGGGUUGUACAAAACUUAAGAAGCUUCCAAAAUUUGUUUCCAUGGAAUCUCUUGAGACUCUCGACCUUCGUGAAUGCACAAGUUUAAGAAAAUUUCCAAAAAUCUGUGGAAAUAUGCAGCAUUUAUCAGAACUCUAUGUGGAAUCCCCCCGGAUAAGAAGCUUACCCCCUUCUCUCAGUGGUCUAAGCAAAUUACAUUUGAGAGAUUGUGAAGAUCUUGAAAGUAUUCCAGACACUAGCAUUCAAAUUCUUAGAUUUCUGAAGAUUUCAGAUAGCAAGAAACUAGCAGUGCCAAACAGCCUUUUUGAAUCAGAGCAAUUGGAGGAACUUUAUAUAUACCAUUGUUCUAGAUUGGUAGAGCUCCCCCUAUCUGUCGGAGUUCAAAAGAAGCUUAUUGAGUUGGUUUUAGAAGACUGUCAGAAUUUAAAGAAGCUUCCAAACUCUAUUCAGAUGAAGUCCCUUACACAACUCAAGAUAUCUAAUUGCCCAAAAUUAGAUACAUUUCCAGAAAUCAAUGGAGAUAUUCAUUCCUUGGAAGAACUGACCAUACAAUUUACAGGGAUAAGAGAACUGCCUUCAUCCAUUGGGGAUCUGAGCAACCUCGAAUAUCUCAAUCUGAAAGGAUGUGAAGAUCUUGUAAGUCUGCCUUCAUCCAUUGGGGAUCUGAGCAACCUCGAAUAUCUCAAUCUGAAAGGAUGUGAAGAUCUUGUAAGUCUGCCCAACAGCCUUUGUAAUUUGAAGAAGCUUGAAGAACUUGUUCUCGAAGGCUGCAAAAAGUUAGAGAAGCUUCCAGAAAACAUUGGUGAUCUUCAACGGUUAAAAGAACUUGAUGCAAGUGAUACUGCAAUAUCCCAACCACCUCCCUCCAUCACCAAGCUUCGCAAUCUGGAGAUGUUACGAUUCUCGCAUGCUGUACAACAAGUGCAGCAUUCGUCAAGUUUUGUUUCACAUCAACUAUUAGCUUUUUCCUCCUUGACAGAACUUCAUCUUGGUAAUUGCAACAUAUUGGGUGGACUUCCUGAGGAUUUUGGAUCUUUGCACUCUCUGGAAGAGUUGAAUUUAAGAGGAAGCAAUAUUUCUUGUUUACCCAAAAGCAUCAACAAACUCGUAAGCAUUAAAUCCCUGGAUGUGCGAUUCUGUCAGAAUCUUAAUGAACUUGAACUACCCCCAAAUUUAGAGCAGUUAUAUGCAGAUUAUCAUUUAGCCAUGAAGAGCAUCAGAGAUAUAGUAUUUAAGUGUGUUAAGUUGCAUGCCAUCUGUAUAUCAUGGUAUGGUCAUGAAAGGACCGAAUGCGGAAUUGUCAUAACUAACCAAGUUAAUGUGUUGAAGUUCCUACAGCAUUUUCUCAGGACAUAUAUCCAGUGUGACUUUCACCUGAGGAGCUACUUUUGCAUUACUUUCCCUGAAGUCAGCAUACCAGAGUCGUUCGAUUAUCAGUUUAUAAAUCAAUCAAAGAUCUCAAUUUGUCUAAACCCAUCCUGGUAUACCCAUAAAUUCCUGGGUUUUUCGAUAUGCUUCUAUUCUGAUAGAUGUAGAGUUGAUCUAAAAGCUACAUUGGUCUGCAAGCCUGAAAGAAAACAUUCCUUGAUGUUUCACAUCCACCAACGUUGCCUUAACUUUCCUUCUGUCUUGUGGUACUACAUACCAUUUAAAGCAUUGUGGCGCACUUCUGACAAUAAAGAAGAGAAGAACCUAAAUGAUUAUUGCCUAUUUGAGGUAUCCUCAGAAGCGGAAGCAUGUUGGGGAAUUCGCCUGGAAUAUGAGAAUAAAGUUAGGAGAUGGAGAAGGAAGCAACGGGUGACACAAAGUCUCAAACUCCAUCCAGUUCCGCAAAAUGAUAAUGCAGUGACAACUGAAAUUGGCUGUUCUAUGGUAUUUGAACAACUAGAGCCAUCAUGCGGUUCUGGUUCGCAGGCGUUUGUUGAGAAUACCAUCACAACAGAGAGGGGACUACAUUUGGAGUAUGAGAAUAAAGCUCUAGAGAUGGAUCAAGCAACAAUGGUAGUUCAGAAGGAACAUGAAUCUCAGAAUGUUGAGCUGAUUAGAGUUUGUGAUAGCCUAUCAAAGAAGAUGGACGAUGCUUCAAGAAAGAGAAAGAGAAAGAGAAAUAGAAAGAAAAAGAGAAAGAUGGCAUGGGAAAAUGAGACCAGCAUCUCUCAUAGCCCCAACUAGCUUGCAUGAUUUUGAUUGGAUCAGGAGAAUCCUCUUAGAUUUUUAGCAAAUAUUGGGUACCCGAAAGGAGAAAAUCAAGGAAGCAUCUAUCCAAUUGAAUUUUAAACACAAAGAAGGUGUGUAAUAGUGCAGCAAUUACUCAACAUCAACGCCAUAUGCUUGAAACUAUGCAAGUAAGUGCUCGUUACCAUUUUGUCGAGAAAGGUACCUGAUAUUGCUCCUACCACUUUAUUCUUUCCUUUGAUGCUUUAGGCCUCUGCUUCUAUGUCUCUCUCAGUAAAGCUAAGUGCAAGGUAGCUAGUGAUAUCAUCCUCAGUGUGCAAAUGUUCAAGGAAAUCAACUCAAAUCAUGCAGGGAUUGUGCUUUCUGCCUCUUUCUUGGAGUUAUUCUUCCAACUCAAAUCCCAUGCAGGGAUUGUACUUCUAAUGUGAUUGCUCAAGCCUGUUGGCCUCUGGUUCACUAAGGUGGAAUCUAGGAUCAGUUUGGACGCUUUAAUUGUUGGAAAACGAGUGGUGCUUCGAGAAAGAGAACCAAUCUUUUUUUUUUGAUGAAGAGAAAGAGAACCAAUCUGUGUACAUCAAAGAAACCUAUACCAAGUAUAUCAAGUAGCCAAAUUAAGUUCUGUACGCACUUUGACUUCUUCUGGGGAGAUAGAGAUAACAAUGAUAUAUAAAUGGCUCUCGAAGAACCAGUGUCCCAUUUUCACCAUGUUUACAUUUAGGAGAGUGAGAGGGAUGAUGUAUUACCACAAAGUUCUGCAGUUUAAUCCUUCCUCGAGAUGGCCCAGAAUUAUGUUGCUGCUGUUGCUAAUGUUGGAGGACUUGGUCUUCUCAGAGCCUCUGAUUGGCUUAUAUUGAUUCCCUCUCCCUCCUCCCCCCUCUCUCUUCCAGAUUGCUCAAGCCUGGAAGUCUCUAGUUAAAAGAGCUGGAUUCCGAGGAUCAGUCCAGAGACUUGCCAGUGGUUACGAGAUUGUAAUGGGAUUGCUUCUAUUUACUUCAGUUGCUUUUCUAGAAUGCUUUAAUCCGUCCUAACCUAAAUCCAAAACUAGGAUGUUGUUUAACUCAACUAUUCAGUCAGAGGUCUUCAGAUUGUUUGUAUUCUUGGUGAAUAUAUAGCUGAGAUAUCCUUCUCAAAACAAAGGACUAAAAUAUCAAACAUGAACAAUUCUUCAAUCCUGGCAUUGUUUACUCCCAUUGUAACUAAGCUGAUUUUGUGCUAAUUAUGUAGGCACUGGUUGCAGCAUUUUUCCUUCCUUUCUUCCUUUGGACUUUGGCAUUUAUAUUAAAGUUGCUUGACUUAAUAUCUCAA